UAUAUACCAAGUAAUACCAAAUAUAAUUGCAAAUUAAGUGUCUAGUAUUAUAUAUUGUUGUCUUAGUAAAGUUGAUUAGGCGCUUUGUUCUUCAUGUCCAUGUAAAUAAUGUAAUAGGUUACUAGCUCAGGAAGUUAAUUAAAAACAUGGGUAAUUUUUGUUCCAUUAGUAAUUGGUGAUAUAUUUACAGUCCUGGUUUUACUAGUUUGAAUGUGUUCUUUUCAUUGGUAAUGGGUGAUUUUAGUAUCUAAUGCACAUGUACUGCACCCUCAUUUCUAGCUGUUAAUAUUAUUUUUAUUUUUUUGAAUAAUUCUAGCUGUUGAUUGAGGAAUCUUUAAAUUUUUUAAAGAUAGGAUAAGGAACCAUUAAUUAGUUAGAAUGUAUUUAUGCAAAAAAUAUACAUUAAAAUAAUUCUGUUAACAUCAUUAAGGUAGGUGUCAUAUAGUUAUUAGCCUAUUAAGUCUAAAGUCUUCUAUAUAUGAAAGUUAAUAAUGUGAUGCGCUGGGCUGGAUUUGGAGAGCUGAGAACUUUGAACUUAUGUGAGGGGUUGAUUUGAAGUUUGAAUGUCUGAUGAAAUUUCUAGAAUAUAAAUAAAAUUAAGUAUUGGACUUGCGGAUAUUUGAGAACAAUCAUUCCUGUUUCUUUCAUUAAACUCUUCGAAAGGAGCAACUGCCUAACAUGUCUCUCUACCUACACACACAAAUUGAUAAACAAAUAAGAAUGUAGGGCAUGCUUACUGCAUAAUUAUCCUUAAUUCUGGGAGGCUAAGGAUAGUUAGACUAACAUGCAUGACCUCGUUGUGCCUAUAAAAAGGUUACAUUUUUUGUGUGCAUAGUGUGCAAAAACAAAGAAAAAGACGUCCUCUAGAGUUUCAAAGAUGUCUGUCUUGACACUCGCAUUAUUCAUUUUUACAUCCCAGUUCAUGAAUCUCUGUCAUGGUGCUGGAAUUGCUACGUAUUGGGGGCAACACGGUGAUGAGGGCACCUUAGCUGCUGCCUGUUCCACUGGGAACUACAAGUAUAUUAACAUUGCUUUCCUAACUGUGUUUGGCAGCGGCCGAACCCCUCAGCUAAACUUAGCUGGCCACUGCAACCCAAGCAAUCCUGGAAGUUGCAGCUCGAUUGGGAAUGAUAUUGCAGCCUGUCAAAGGCAGGGGAUCAGAGUGCUCCUCUCUUUGGGUGGUGGUGUUGGUACUUACUCCCUUUCUUCGCCAGCUGAUGCACAACAGGUAGCAGACUACCUUUGGGACAACUUCCUAGGAGGAAACUCAGACUCACGCCCUUUUGGGAAUGCAGUGCUCGAUGGCAUAGACUUUGAUAUUGAACUUGGCUCGGGAGAGAACUAUGAUGCUCUAGCAAGGGCACUCAAUAGACGUAGCACUGCUCAAAGGAAGGUCUACUUAUCAGCUGCACCACAAUGCCCUUUCCCUGAUGCUCAUCUAAGUGACGCCAUAGAUACAGGUUUGUUUGACUAUGUUUGGGUGCAAUUCUACAACAAUGCACCUUGUCAAUAUGCUCACGGCGAUGCCAGCCAACUCAUAAGCUCCUGGAACACAUGGAGUACUGUGAAUGCUGGCCAAAUUUUCCUAGGAGUACCUGCUGCUCCAGGUGCUGCUAACAGUGGGUAUAUUCCACCUGAUAAUCUUAAAACUCAGGUUUUGCCAAACAUUAGGAAUUCUCCCAAGUAUGGAGGGGUAAUGCUGUGGUCUAGGUUCUUUGACAAUGGAUACAGUACCGCCAUCAAGGAUAGUGUGAAUGGCGGAUCUAGAAGCAGCAAAAGUGGAAGCGGACUUCACAUCUCAAUCGGCGGCAUCCCAAUUAUUGGCAACCCUUAAGUCCAUCUAUUUGCAGUCUCCAUGGACAUCAUCUAAAAAGUCCAAUUCAUUUGUCUUUAUGUAAUGAAGUUUAAAUUAUAUUUUGUUGUUUCGCCUAUUCUCAUGUAUCUAAGCUAAAGGCAUGUAGUGGCAUGGGGCAUGAGGCAUGGCUUAGCUUAGUUACAUGUAAAUUUAAUAUGCUUAUUAUUUUGCUUCAAUGAGUUUAAUAAAUGUAAUAUUAUCGAGUUGUCGUAUAAUGAAUUGUGAUAUGGGAUUAGUCCCUUUGGC
Messenger RNA from Chenopodium quinoa (quinoa), 2101 nucleotides. RefSeq names its product acidic endochitinase-like. Gene Ontology annotation, molecular function: chitinase activity. The record is from RefSeq and is a predicted model, not a curated record. Bases 878 to 1834 code for a protein of 318 amino acids. Gene Ontology annotation, biological process: carbohydrate metabolic process. Lineage: Eukaryota; Viridiplantae; Streptophyta; Magnoliopsida; Caryophyllales; Amaranthaceae. The transcript has 2 exons. Gene Ontology annotation, cellular component: extracellular region.